AUGGUGACAAAGUUCUACCAGCACAGUCUUGCCUUGGCGUUUGCUGUAAAUGAGAUUAAUGAGAAUCCUAAGAUUUUGCCAAACGUCACCCUUGGAUUCCACAUCUAUGACAGCUACUAUUAUGAAAGGUUGACAUAUCGUAGCAUUCUGGACCUGCUCUUCAGAUCACACAGAUUAGCUCCUAACUACAAGUGUUCAGCCUCAAAGAAACUAAUGAUUGUGAUUGGAGGACAUGGCUCUGAUAUCUCCAACUGUAUUUCAGGCAUCUUAGGUCUCUACAAAAUUCCACAGCUGCACCAGUUUCUUCAAGGAAUGUCAUUUAACAACUCAGCUGGAGAAACGAUGUCUUUUGAUGAGAACAGGGAAAUGGGAGCUGGCUUUGACCUCCUGAACAUGAUCACCUUUCCAAACAACUCCAUCAUUAGAAUGAAAGUUGGAAGGGUGGAUCCCAAAGCUCCCGAAAACUCAGAUGUCUGUUCUAGAUGUCCCGAAGAUCAAUAUCCAAGCAUAGACCAAGAUCGAUGUAUUCCCAAGAAGAUAAACUUUCUCUCCUAUGAAGAACCAAAGGGGAUCUGUUUAGCUUUAGCUGCCAUUUCUUUCUUCACGAUCACACUCCUGAUACUAAGAAUUUAUAUUAAGCACAAAGAUACUCCCAUUGUCAAAGCCAACAACAAAGAUGUCACCUAUGCUCUCCUCAUUUCUCUCCUGCUUUGCUUCCUCUGUCCUUUCCUCUUCCUUGGAAGACCAAGCACCUUGACCUGCCUUCUCCGACAAUCUGCCUUUGGUAUCAUCUUCACCGUAGCAGUUUCUUGUGUGUUGGCCAAAACCAUCAAUGUGGUUGUAGCUUUCAUGGCCACCAAACCAGGGUCCAGCUUGAGGAAGUGGGUAGGAAAAAGAAUGACCACCUCCAUUGUCCUUUCCUGCUCCAUUAUCCAAAUGUGUAUCUGUACAGUGUGGUUAGGAACCGUUCCCCCAUUCCCAGAUUUGAACACCGAGUCAAUGACAGAUGAGAUCAUAAUAGAAUGCAAUGAAGGGUCUGUGGUUAUGUUUUAUAUUGUUUUGGGCUACAUAGGACUUCUGUCUUCCAUAAGCUUCACUGUAGCUUUCUUUGCCCGAAAGUUGCCAGACAGUUUUAAUGAAGCCAAAUUCAUCACCUUCAGCAUGAUGAUGUUUUGCAGUGUUUGGUUGUGUUUUGUUCCAACGUACCUGAGCACCAAAGGGAACUAUAUGGUAGCCGUGGAGAUUUUCUCGAUCUUGGCCUCCAGUGCUGGGUUACUGUGUUUUAUCUUUUUCCCCAAAUGCUACGUGAUUGUUCUGAGGCCUGAGCUGAACAAAAGAGAACAAGAAAACAUUAAAUAA
Messenger RNA from Gekko japonicus, 1359 nucleotides. Its product is annotated as vomeronasal type-2 receptor 26-like. Gene Ontology annotation, cellular component: membrane. The record is from RefSeq and is a predicted model, not a curated record. Lineage: Eukaryota; Metazoa; Chordata; Lepidosauria; Squamata; Gekkonidae. Gene Ontology annotation, biological process: G protein-coupled receptor signaling pathway. Bases 1 to 1359 code for a protein of 452 amino acids. Gene Ontology annotation, molecular function: G protein-coupled receptor activity. The transcript has 3 exons.